AUGUGCCGUUGUGGCACGGCCGAACUCCACUAUGGGGCCACGACUUCGGGUUGUAGUGGAGAGCGACUCGAAUUCUCCGUAAGCCGCGGUCUCCGACGGCGUAGGUGGGCGCGUCAAGGCGAUGUCGAUGCGGAGACCCAUCCCGUCACCGGCUGUCCAGCGACGUGCAGAGACGAACCACGUCACGACGGUGCCGACGCAAGGUUCCAUCCGACCUUCCAUCCAGCGGAAUCCGCAAACCCUGUGCACACGGCACAGCGCACAGGGCCCCCUCACCUGGUUUAGCCCGCCGGUCGAGACGGUUGCCCGGGGUGUGGCCGCUGAGCAGAGCCCAGCUACGUGGAGCCACAGGUGAAAGUUGAGUGUCAGCAAGUGAAGGCUAGGCGUAAUCUCAUAUGCAAGCAAGUGAUCGACCACCACGACCAUCACGUGAACCCACCGCUGACCAGUUCUAAAAAAAUCCGGUGCGUAGGGCGGCCAUGCAGUAAAAAAAUACUCGAAAUGAUGGUAGGUGGAGUGCAUGCGUCUGGCAGUAAAGCGGAGGUGUUUAAACGCUGUUGACUUUGCCAAACCGCAGUUAGUAUUUUUUUCUCCGCGCAUAUGUUUAGUUCUUGCAAAAAACUUGUCGUGGUAACGGUCUUCGUCAUUCUGGAACUCGAAACUUCAGCUCUCUUGCUGACGGAGUGUCAACGCUGGACACUGGUGAGAAGAAAAAACCAUUCCUUGCGGUCAUUAUCAUCAGGAUGACUGGCUUAAUACACCAGUUGGCUGCCUAGGUCAUACUUUUGACUGGCUGGAGCUUUUUAAUUUAAACCUUUUUCAAACACGUUUAUUUACCUCAGAAUUUCGUCUAGCUUACCCCCUCGAAAGUCAGCAGACUGAACUAGACGGUUUACUUCACCCGAACCACGUUACCAGCCGUGUCUGCAUGCUGAAGUAGAAAAAAACACUCGGUGCGUCAAAAAAGUUUGUAAAAAUGUACUUGCAUGCUCCACCGUGACCCUACCCAUUUACUUUACACUUUUAGGUAUGGAAUAAAUAUCACACCAGGCUAAAUUAUGUUCUUUUGAAGACCUGUUAUCUAAUUGGGACUUUCAUCGCGCUGAGUCAUGUGCUGCUGUUUGAUCUUGGCAUUUCGACAGGUGCGUAGCCCUGCUUCAUGUAUUUAUUUUAUAAUACCUUUAGUACAACAUGAUUUAUCUGGCAGAAGUAGAAUACGCUAUGCUAACGUAUAUCUUAUAACACUUUUGUCGCAUUCGCGCAGGAUAUCACGACGUGCUGAUUGUAGACAGCCCAAACUGACGAGUUUUUUUAAUUUGGCUACUGCAGAAAGCCUGUGCCAGAAACAUCAAACUUACGCUUGUAUAUCAACUUACUACAUCUCAGUCGAUUUUGAUGGGGCCUUUAAUGUUUUUCACUUCGUACUCUGUAAGAACAUUCCGCCCCCAACCCAUUCACUGGAAACCAGCAUUUCGAACAUAUAAUUCUCGUCUUAAGUUUACAAUUAUUAGUGAAGAUAUAACGCGCCUUUAAAAGUCACUCGGUUCAGUUUUGAAUGCUUCUAAUAUAUAUAUAUAUAUAUAUAUAUAUAUAUAUCCAAGAAAAGCAAUAAUUGUGUCCUGUCACCAAAGUGGCAAGGUUUAUAGCCUUUCAGAUUAAUUUCCGGUGACCCACACUGACCGUCAGAAGGUAUCCUGACUUUCGGCCUUGCCUUGACGCUCGGUGCAGGGCGAUGAACAGUCGACGCUCAUUAAGGCCAGUAUUUAGUCCAAGCAUAAUAUCUGCGUCUUUUGCGGUUUGCCCAAUGGACCUUGGGUCCGAGGCCAGAUAAAACGCCAUCUUUCAUCGAUCAGGACAGAUCGGGGAGGUGGUACCCCUGACCUCAGUUGAUAGGGUGAGACAGUGACCGGGCUAACAGACGGCUAAGCUCACUGCUCAACGGAAAUCCCGUUCAAAUUUCGCGUCUUUUCGGUCUGUGGCAGACUCAGUAUCGAGAACGUUGAUGUCGAAAGUGGCUUACUCAGUGUUAUUUCACCAUAUUCGAGGGGUAUUUCCUUCUGAGAAAAAGAGCAGGACGAUUUAGUUCUGGAAUAUCAGAUUUUUGAACUACAUCGGUCAAAUGGCUACGCGGAAACCCGAGUGUUCUUGCCUUCGGGCAGAGAACAUCGUGUGUAGAAAACUGUCUUAUGCGGAUUAACAGGUUCAACGCAUAAGUACGCUAAUGUCCGCGGUAGUUGCGAUAGCGUGUGUCUGAGAACGCAAAAAAGGCUUCGAGGUCACCGAUCUAACAUUCUACUGGAAUCAGCUUGUCGAGCUCAACAUGGUGGCCAAAGACAAUCUGUAAAAUAAGCGACCAAAUUGUCAGUCCUUUUGAAUUUAACUGUGCUCUUACCUCAUGUGAGUUAUCAUACUAAAGCUACACGACAUCGCUGAUAGGCAUCACAUUGCUUUUCCUCAAAUAGGUGUCAAGUAAUUUUGCUUUACUGCAUGGGCUAAUUAAUCAGCCGAUGUGAAUAAGUCUUAUAAAAUUCAACCAUCAGGAUGAACAGACUAUCACAACUCGAAGUAAACCACAAGGGGCAUCCACGUAAGCAUGAACCGUAAGUUGAAUCAAGUUAAAUUAACCCUGUAUAAUUCAGAAGCCUUAAGCUGUAGGUUUGAAGGUACGAAAUCCAGUCAGCAAGCUACUUGCCGGGAACGAGGAGAAAAUCCGAAAGUUCCUUUUUCAGUAAGCGGGGGACUGUUAAUGCAGUCAUGGCUUUGUCGAAAUGAUUGAAAGACAGAAUGGAUGACCACUCAAUAGAACCCAGCCUGUACUCGAACUAAGAUCUGACUUGCCACACUUGUGUAUGAUCCGCCAUCUGAUUAUCAGAACCAGAAUGUGCAGCCAUAUCCGGACUGAGUGCUGCACACUGUAUGAGGUCUUCAAAGGAUUAUUUUCCCUUUCAUAACCUACUUCCUCCGCUUAUUUUCCUUAAAACCUGAUCGUCCUGCUUUUUUAGGACAUCUCGCCGUGGAGCGGCUAUGUUUGUUCAGUAGCUGGCUAUUUAUAGCCAUCGGAUUCUGUAUCGCCACUUGCUGCUCUGCCUGCCUGUCGGAUAAUAAAUACAGCGAAACUCUGCCGGCGGCCACAGACGCCUUCCUCUACGGAAGUGAGUUGUCGGGUUGAUAUAAAGUGCAAAGCCUGUCUGACGGCAACACCGGCAUAGAAAGUGGGACUGAAUUGUCCAUAAACGUAGCCAAGACGAAUUCUCAACAUGCGAUCUAAUUACGAUUCUCCACUGUAAAAGUUAGAUCUUUAGUUAAAAAUUUCUAAGCAUGGUCUGUCCUGGGAAGAUUGGCUUAAGGACUACUAAUGGUAUUGUUGAAUCCCUGUAAUUUUUUUAUUCAAGCCUCGUGGAUAUGUCGCCUUGACAAUUGGACUUCCAAAGUCCUCACUGUCCUCUAACAAACAAAAUCGAAAACCACCUAGCAAUAAGCGUAGGUUAUAUAUGCUGUAUCGCGAAAUAUCAGAAAAAAUCUGAAAUAUGUUUUCUAUUCUAAAAGAUUACUUAAUUAAGGUAGUAGUACUUGCGGUCGUACAGCAGUGUCCUCAGAUUUUUCAGUCACGCAAGGAUACCGACUUUUGAAUGAGUUUACGUUUGUCCGUCCAUAAAAUUAAACUCUGUUAAUAACAAUCACUAAGACAGUAUGUUGUUUCUAUCGAUUUUUAGGUGUAUUAUGGAUCUGAUUGCCUCACUAGGCCUCUAUGUUUACACAUAUUUUAUGGCUACAUUGCCCUGUGUCAUAUUAACAUAACUGAGGCAGAAAUCAAUCGCAUUCAGUUAAUAACCUAUCCCAGUUGAUUCAAGUAUAUCUGCACUUGCACAGACCGGGAAAUGUGUCAUUCUUUGCCAUGUUAAUUACUGACUGAAUGAUGAUUUCUGAAUUGCGCUACGAGAGCCUGUUUACCGAGAUUUGGUAAAAAACUAAGCACAUACGUCAAACGCUCUUGUCAAACUUUUCUGAACAUUCCCUAUUAGUAAGCCUCUUAUAAUGGAUGUGCUAUCCCAUUAGAUGUCAACCAAAAUUCUGCAAUGAAUAUUUCGUUUGACAAUACUAAUUAAGUAGGGUCGCAAUAUAUUUUAUUGCGCAGCAUAACCUCGAGUUAUUUUCUGUCCCGUCAAAAUUCCGGCCAUGAACGAAUCUCAUUCUAAAUUUUUGGAAAAACUCUACUCCAGAAAAAAUGACUGUUUAACUUGUAAGCAUUUUUAGCACUGUUUUUCGAUGCCCUUAUAUAUUCAAGUAUAUUUCGUAAACAAACAUGCACAAAAAUAUUUUUUCUUGUGCACAUUCGAUAGCAAGUUACAUUUUCUUUAAAUAUUUUACUAGAAGGUGGGGCAUCUUACGGUUAUAAAAAAAAGUCUUUAAUUAUGAGGUUCUCUAAAACCAUGAGAUGCCCGCUCACACAGCAUCGUGUCAGUACGUUUAUUAAUGCUGCCUCUAAAGUACAAAAGCUUAUCCAUAUCAAUUAUACAAUCUUAUAAAUCCUAUACGACUUUUUCAUAGGAACGUAGGGAAAUGUGUGAUAGUCCUUUGACGGGAUGUAUAUAGCAUUUAGGUUAUAAAUUUUAAAUGCAAGUGUAAGGGCAGGUGGAACAAAAAUAUUCGGGAGUUCAAAACGCUUUUAAAAAACCAGAAGAUACUCUGUUUCCAGGUAUAAAACUUAGAGAAAAGAUAACUUAUUAUCAAUUCUACCAAGAAAAAGGUUUUAUGUUUGUUUUUUUACAAUAUAGUUGAAUGUAUACUGACAUCGAAAACCAGUAGGAAAACUUCGUCCCACGCACGAUGUCAUUUUUUACGGAGUGUUGUUUUCGUAGGCGGCCGAAAGGAAGCUCAUUUAAAAGUUGGCAUUCUGAGUUGACUGAAAUACCCUUUGCUUAAACUGCAUGCCACACAUUACCACAACCCUACUUAAGUGAUAUUUUCAGAUUGAAAGCACAUUCCAGAAAUUCGGCUAACAUUUCAUGAGAUAGCACAUCUAGUGUAUGGUUUGCUUCCAUGACAUCUACAUUGACCACUGCGCAGGAUACGGCGGCACCGCCUUUUGCGGAAUUGCGAUCCAUUCAAACAGUCAUGGUGACGAGUGAUCAUUAGACAAGAAAUUAUGUUGACAAGGAAAAAAGAAUUCGCAAUUGCACUUUCUCGUCCAUUCGCCUUCAGUGAUUGUCUACCCUCCCGCUCAAGGCCAUGGGGUCCCCAAAGCUCAAAUAUGGACGCCUCGCCAAUUGACUACUAGGGCCAGUUUAAGCUGGAAGUCCAUUUUCUGUUCAUUUUGUAUACUCAGUGAUCCAAGUAGAAUAGCGUCCAUUCAAAAGGCAAAAUUCGGACAUGACCGAUAUAUCAUAGGAUAAUGGUCCAUGAUCCUUAAUAUAACAGGGCUAAUUAAAUCAACUUCUGGAAUCCACAACACGGAAUAGCACGUCUAUUGAAAGUCAUGGCGUUGAAUUGUCGGCAGUUUAAACUGUGCUCUUUCAGAGCCUAGAAGGCAAACUACAUGGUCUCUUUCAAGCAAGGAAACUCGAGUUGGACGUGUAAUUCUGAGAGCUAUCUUCUGCAGCUUUGCAGAUCUGAUCAAAAUGUACCUUUCGAAGAAACUUCACAUCCUCCAGACUCCUUUUACUGGCUCUCCUGAAAUAAGCUUCUCGUUGAUGUGCGUUGGAUAACAGGGUAAUCGGCCGAUAUCUAUCUCGUACAGUGAUUUGCUGUACUCCUACAAUGUUCCAUUGAAGUGCAUAGAAAAAUACUACAGCGUACUCGCAGUGUUCUUCAAGGAAAUGUAGCGCGUUCAUCUCUUCAUUUACUAAACAUCUGAAUGUUUUACAUUACAGUUAAAUAUCUACUGCAUUGAAAUUUUUUGAUCGAAAACGCACAUCCUAUUUGCUCCCUUUUAGUGGCGUUUGGGCUUUUUUCACUGCUCGGGGGUUUGAAGAACGCCAUCGUUUUUGGCGGACCCAUCGGACCUCUACUAUUCGGACUUGUGGGAAUGUUCCUCGUGCACAUUGAAUCAGUCGAGUCUUUCAAAACCACUGAAACAGAUGACAUUGUUCUUGUUAUCUAG
Molecule: messenger RNA, 6100 nt
Organism: Spirometra erinaceieuropaei
Lineage: Eukaryota; Metazoa; Platyhelminthes; Cestoda; Diphyllobothriidea; Diphyllobothriidae
Source: the annotation of a GenBank genome assembly